Numida meleagris (helmeted guineafowl) is the source of this 2655-nucleotide messenger RNA. It is a transcript of the gene EFEMP1, whose product is annotated as EGF containing fibulin like extracellular matrix protein 1. The transcript is spliced from 12 exons. The coding region runs from base 231 to 1586 and encodes 451 amino acids. Gene Ontology annotation, molecular function: calcium ion binding. NCBI's taxonomy places the organism in Eukaryota, Metazoa, Chordata, Aves, Galliformes, Numididae. The record is from RefSeq and is a predicted model, not a curated record.
GCCGGGACCGUUUCUAUUUAGCUCAAGGCCCGGGGGGGGGAGCGGGCGCCGGCACCGCAGCGGAGUCAGCGGACGGACGGGGCCGAGCCGCCGCGGUAGCGUGCCGCCGGGAGCAGCCGCCCCGGCCCCGCCGCAGCUGGAUAAGGCGCAGCGGGCUGGCCGCGCUGCCAGGGCUUCCCCUCGGCUCCCGCUCAGGAAGGGGCUGCGUGCUGGCCGCGGCGCCCAGGUUCAUGAUGUUGACAGCUAUGUUCUUGGCUGCUCUCAUUCUUAUUACAGUACAUUCACAGGAAACUGAGGAAACCAUAACGUACACGCAAUGCACAGAUGGCUAUGAAUGGGAUCCUGUUAGGCAACGGUGCAAAGAUAUUGAUGAAUGUGAAAUAGUCCCAGAUGCAUGUAAAGGUGGGAUGAAAUGUGUUAACCACUAUGGAGGAUACCUCUGUCUACCCAGAACAGCCCAAAUUAUUGUAAAUGAGCGAGAAGAAGCAGCAGCUGAAUCCACUAGUGGUCGAAACAACGUCAUUCGCCGGACUCCGGCUGACCCUCACCGUGCCCCUCCAAACCCAACUCAUCAAAUUCAGUGUGCAGCUGGGUAUGAGCAAAGUGAGCACAAUGUGUGCCAAGAUAUAGACGAAUGUGCUACAGGAACUCAUAACUGUAGAGCUGACCAAGUGUGUGUCAAUCUCAGAGGGUCCUUCAGCUGCCAGUGCCCUCCAGGUUAUCAGAAACGAGGGGAGCAAUGCAUUGAUGUAGACGAAUGCACCCUGCCUCCCUAUUGCCACCAUCGAUGCGUAAACACUCCUGGUUCCUAUUACUGCCAGUGCAAUGCUGGCUUCCAGCUGGCAUCCAACAACCACACCUGUGUAGACAUAAAUGAAUGUGAUGCCAAUAACCCCUGUGCGCAGCAGUGUUACAAUAUACUGGGUUCUUUCAUCUGUCAGUGUAACCCAGGAUUUGAGUUAAGCAGCGACAGAAUCAACUGUGAAGAUACUGAUGAAUGCAGAACUUCCAGUUAUAUAUGUCAAUAUCAAUGCGUGAACGAACCAGGAAAAUUCUCCUGCGUCUGCCCUGAAGGUUACCAGGUAGUAGGAGGCAGAACAUGUCAAGACAUAAAUGAGUGUGAGACCACUAAUGAAUGCAGAGAGGAUGAAAUUUGCUGGAAUUACCAUGGAGGAUUUCGUUGUUACCCAAUAAAUCCUUGUCAAGAGCCCUAUGUCCUCACAUCUGAGAACCGCUGCGUGUGCCCCGUAUCAAACACCAUCUGCCGGGAGCUGCCGUACUCCGUUGUGUACAAAUACAUGAGCAUCCGUUCAGACAGAACAGUGCCCUCUGAUAUCUUCCAGAUUCAGGCAACCACUAUUUAUCCUAAUACCAUUAACACAUUCCGGAUCAAGUCAGGAAAUGAAAAUGGAGAAUUUUACCUGAGACAAACAAGCGCCGUAAGUGCAAUGCUGGUACUGGUGAAAUCGCUAUCGGGGCCAAGAGAACACAUUGUGGACCUGGAGAUGCUAACAGUCAACAGUUUGAAUUACCGUACAAGCUCAGUGUUAAGAUUAACGAUAAUAGUGGGACCUUAUGCAUUUUAGUGGUUUUCAGUAACCCUUCACUGGCACUUAAAGCAGCCAAAGAAUAUUAUCUUAAAGAAAGCACUUACUAUUUUAUUUAUAGAUUUUACUCUUUUUUUUUUUUUUUUAUAUAUAUUUGUUUAGUAAGUUGGUAUCCUUAACCCACACAUUACACCUGUAAUUCAAAAUUAGUAGAUGUGUUCCAUAGUAUAACAUGGGCAUUGUCACUUUCUGUAUAAAGAUUUCAAUCUUUUUAUUACCUUACUUGGACUAGAUGCAUAGUACACUUUUGUAUGAGAACUGUAUGUUCAUACUAUCCUGUAAAACUACACACACCCUUCGUAGCCAAAUAGGUCACACAGUUAAGAGGUGAUCCUGAAUUGUUUCUGUUUAAAAUUCUAAUGCAGCUACACUGACAAUCUCAAAAGGAAAAAAAAAAAAUGUAUUAUGAAUGAUACACAAAGUAACGGUUAUCUGAUAUGCUAAAUAUAUUUCUUUUUAACUAACUUUAUAACAAGAGAUAACAGUUAGUAAGAAUCUAUUCCUGUAGACAUUUAUGUGCUAUCACUUGUUCUUUUCUGAUCUGGGCUGGGGGGUAAAGUUGCAUUGUGAGAAGUGUUUUGCAUCGGGUUUUUAUAUGCAGAUUGUGUUAACCGUACCAUGGAAUAACACUCUGCUCUCUCCAAGAGGAACAGACAGAAAAUGUAAGAACAUUUCUCCUACAAUGAACAACUCCAAAUGGAAAACCACCACACUGGGCGCACGCUUUCUCCGGAGAACACUGCUGGUAGUUACUGGUUAGAGGGAUACAGCAUUUUCAGACAGAAGUUAAUGUGCUGUUCUUCCAGAAAUAUUAUGUUGUAUACUACAAACCGAACGUAUUUGCUUAUUAAGUUAUAUCAUAUAUUUUCAAGCACUGUCCUAUUCUUGCUCUUACAACUCGGAUGUGUCGUGUACAGUGUUCAUAAAAUUUAUUUCUAAUGCAAGAACUAAUAGCAUCUUUUGUAAUAUGUAAAAUCUCAUUUCUUGUUUAAAACGUAGUAGCUAAUCCUUUGAUGUACAAAAUUUUUAAUAAAGUUCUCUUACCGUA